UGAAGAGGGACGAAAGAUUUAUGAACUGAUAGGUGGUCGAGCUUUGUUUGGCUGGACCGUUGCGCGCAAUAAAUCGAAGGGUUUUCGUGUUUCCUCCACUUGAGGGAUUAUUCAGGCGCUCGAUGGCCACCCGGCGCGCCACACAGCACCACUUAGCGCCGCUGUGACACCCAGUGGAGCUCCGAGCCCUGGACAGCGAGUCUCCAGUGGAUAACCAGCUCCCCCCACUCUCCCUUCCUCUUCCUCUCUGUCAGUGCGUGCGUUCUGCAUGCGUCAAGGGAGCACCGUGCGUAACGGGGGAGAGUCGUGCGUAACUGGAGACAGAUUUCACUCCAUUUUGCUCUGGGAUUCUGAGGACCACUGGCGGUGUAACGCUCUCACGCAGGGACACUGGCCGCUGGAUUUCGUUAUAUUUUCCUCUUUUCAAACAUCUCACGGCCCGUCUUCUCUCCCUCCCUCGCUAUACUAUACGCCAGUCGCACGUCAGAGCUGACAUGACGACCGAGACCCCUCAGCAGCAGCUGGACCCUCCGCCUCCUCUAAGAUCCAGCCCGGCGUCCGGAGUCCUGCACCCGGACAUGCUGAGCCCACAAGCCGCCACAGAGAGUUCUUCCAGCAUUAAAGGAAAGAAGACGACCUCCGGCUUAAGGCGACCGGAGAAGCCGCCGUACUCCUACAUCGCUCUCAUCGUUAUGGCAAUACAGAGCUCCCCCACCAAGAGACUGACACUCAGUGAGAUCUACCAGUUCCUGCAAGCUCGCUUCCCAUUCUUCAGGGGCUCAUAUCAGGGCUGGAAGAACUCGGUGCGGCAUAAUCUGUCCCUGAACGAGUGCUUCAUCAAGCUGCCCAAAGGGCUGGGCAGGCCGGGGAAGGGCCACUACUGGACCAUCGACCCAGGCAGCGAGUUCAUGUUCGAGGAGGGCUCGUUUCGACGCAGACCCCGAGGCUUCAGAAGAAAAUGUCAGGCUCUGAAGCCCAUGUAUCGGAUGAUGAACGGAAUUGGCUUCGGAACCUCCAUCCUCCCGCAGAGUUUUGACUUUCAAGCUCCAUCCGCCUCUCUCGCCUGUCACAGCAACGGCUACAACUUGGACAUGAUGAGCAAUUCAAUGGCCGGGGGGUACGACGGGCUGAGCAGCGGCCACCACGUACCCCACAUGUCCCCCAGCCCCGGAUCCACGUACAUGGCGAGCUGUCCCGUGCCGUCUAACGGAGAGUACGGACAGGACAGCAGCAGCAGCCCCGUGCCUUCCUCUCCGGCCAUGGCCAGCGCGCUGGACGGACACUCCCCGUACGCCAAUUCCUCCGCACACUGGGCGUCCUCCGGCGGGUCUCCCUACAUCAAACAGCAGCCUCUCAGCUCCAACAGCCCCGCAUCGUCCGGUUUACACUCCGGCAUGUCGCCUUACUCCCUGGAGCAGAGCUACCUUCACCAGAACGGCAGGGACAGCCACAGCAGCGACAUAUCAGUGGGGAUCCCGCGCUAUCAGAGCCACUCCUCUGUGUGCGACAGGAAAGAUUUUGUGUUAAACUUUAACGGCAUCUCCUCCUUCCACCCUUCUGCUGGAGGAUCCUAUUACCACCAUCACCACCACCACCACCCCCAGAGCGUCUGUCAGGACAUCAAGCCCUGCGUGAUGUGAGCUCUCCUGCAAGAGGACAUUUUUUUUUCCAUUUGUUCUUAUUUUUUUGGACAUACGGAGGAUGUAUCGUGGCGUCCGCACUCACACUUUGCGUGCAGCCAAAGUAGCUUUCUUGGUUGGACUUGAGAAAACUAUGCAAUUGAAGGAAAUGAAUGAAGAAACCCACAGUGGCCUUUAAAAAUAAAAAAAUAAAAAUGAUAAACCACUCUGCCAAUAUGAACCCUGACAAGCGCUUUCUUCUUCAAAAGAAGCUUCAGAAACUUUUUUAAUGUGUUUGCUCUUGUACCACGUGCAAACUUUAUAUUCUAUGUAACUAUGUUCUAUCCUAUUAGAGUACACACACGACGCUUUAGGCUAACAUGAACUGCAAACAAGCCUUGCACUUAUUGUAUAACCCUUUGCCAACUUUCUGUCCUGUAAAAGGUUUCAAUAAAGCUGAUAUAUAUUUUA
Trematomus bernacchii (emerald rockcod) is the source of this 2090-nucleotide messenger RNA. RefSeq names its product forkhead box F2b (gene foxf2b). Lineage: Eukaryota; Metazoa; Chordata; Actinopteri; Perciformes; Nototheniidae. The coding region runs from base 495 to 1640 and encodes 381 amino acids. The transcript has 2 exons. The record is from RefSeq and is a predicted model, not a curated record. Gene Ontology annotation, biological process: animal organ morphogenesis; regulation of transcription by RNA polymerase II. Gene Ontology annotation, cellular component: nucleus. Gene Ontology annotation, molecular function: RNA polymerase II cis-regulatory region sequence-specific DNA binding; DNA-binding transcription factor activity, RNA polymerase II-specific.